Molecule: messenger RNA, 3702 nt
Organism: Hemiscyllium ocellatum (epaulette shark)
Lineage: Eukaryota; Metazoa; Chordata; Chondrichthyes; Orectolobiformes; Hemiscylliidae
Product: structural maintenance of chromosomes protein 1B-like
Exons: 25
Coding region: 1-3702 (1233 amino acids)
Biological process (GO): sister chromatid cohesion
Cellular component (GO): nucleus; cohesin complex; chromosome
Molecular function (GO): DNA binding; ATP binding; protein binding
Source: RefSeq, a predicted model, not a curated record
AUGGGAACUUUACACUUAAUUGAAGUGGAAAAUUUCAAAUCGUGGCGGGGCCUGCAGUUGAUCGGGCCCUUCAUGCGGUUUAACUGCAUCAUCGGACCAAAUGGGUCAGGAAAAUCCAAUGUAAUGGAUGCAAUUAGUUUUGUGAUGGGUGAGAGAACUGCCAACCUCAGAGUGAAGAACAUCAGGGAUCUGAUUCAUGGUGCUCAUAUAGGGCGUUCUGUGUCAUCUACUGCAAGGGUCACCAUGCUGUACCAAAGAGAAAAUGAAGAGGAGCUGUCAUUUACUAGAGUCAUUAUUGAGAACUCUUCAGAGUUUCGUUUAAACAAUCAAAUUAUUAGUCGUGUGGAAUAUACAAAGGCACUUGAGAAAAUUGGCAUUUUACUGAAAGGCAGAAAUUGUCUGGUGUUUCAGGGCACUGUGGAGAAUAUUGCAAUGAAGAAACCUAAAGAGAGAACACAACUGUUUGAACAAGUUAGCAACUCGGGGGAACUGUCCAAUGAAUAUGACAAGAAGAAGAAAGAAAUGAUGAAUGCAGAAGAAGAGGCUCAGUUCAACUACAAUAAAAAGAAAAAUAUGGCUGUUGAACGUAAACAUGCAAAGCAUGAGAAGGAAGAGGCAGAUCGUUACCAAAUGUUGAUAGAGGAGCUAAAGGAAAGCAAGAUUCGGUUGCACCUCUUCCUUUUAUAUUAUAAUGGGAAGUUUAUAGAAAACCUUACCAAUGAUCUACAAGCAAACAAUAAAGCUGUAAGUAGUCAGAAAGCAACACAAGCUGCAGCAGAAGAAGAAGUGAGAGCUAAGAAAAAGGAGUUGGGCAAACUCAGCAGAGAGCUGCAGCAAAUCGAGAAGGAGAUAAAAGUUCAUGACAUUAAUCUGAAUGAGAAACGACCCAGCUAUAUAAAAGCCAAGGAGAACACAAGACAUUACAUGAAAAAGAUGGAAAUAGCUAAGAAAUCUCUGAAAAGUUGUGAGAAACAAUACGGCAUUCAUCAGCAGGCAGUGAAGGAACUGGAGUUCGAGCUGGAAGAUGUGAAUAAAGUAUGGAAAGCAUUUGAGGGUAAAGCACAAGCAGAAAUCAGCAGCAGAGGUCAUGGCAUAGAACUGGAGGAAAGCCAGAUUCAACAAUAUAAAGAACUGAAGCAAUUGGUGAGAAAACAAGUGUCCUCAUUGGCCCAAAUGUUGGAGAAACUGCGACGUGAGCAAAAGACUGAUCGGGACAAGCUGGAACUGAAUCAAAGAAAUUAUAAAGAUUUGGAAAUUCGAAUUAAGCACACAGAACUGGAAAUAGAAGAUUAUAACAAAAGAACAGAAAAGCUGCAAGAAUAUAUCGAUACCUGCAAGGCUUCACUUACUGAGCAGAAGCAACAUGAAGAAGAAUUGAUUAAUGAAAUAGAGAAUGCUAAGCUACGUAUAGUUGAAGUCAGUGAAAAGCUAAAUGAGGUGGCUGGUGAGUUGCAGAAUGCAGGGAUUGAUCACCGUGAAGGGCACAGGCAGCAGAAAAAAGCUGAGAUCUUUGAGAGUUUGAAGCGCAUGUACCCGGAUUCAGUGUACGGACGACUUGUGGAUCUCUGCCAUCCCAUACACAAGAAGUAUCAGCUGGCUGUCACCAAAGUCUUUGGCAGAUACAUUAAUGCUGUGGUGGUUGCUACUGAAAAAACAGCCAGGGAUUGUAUUCGUUAUCUGAAAGAAGAACGAGCUGAGCCAGAGACUUUCUUGGCUUUAGAUUAUCUUGAUAUAAAACCAGUCAAUGAACAGCUGCGAGAAAUUAAAGGAGCGAAAAUGAUGAUUGAUGUCGUUCAGUGUGUGUCACCUCAACUGAAGAAAGUGGUACAGUUUGUUUGUGGUAAUGGACUAGUAUGUGAGAACUUGAAAGAAGCUAGGCAGAUUGCAUUUGAAGGAACAGAGAGGCUUAAAACAGUGGCAUUAGAUGGAACACUAUUCUUAAAAUCUGGUGUCAUUUCUGGGGGCUCUAGUGAUCUGAAGUUCAAAGCCAGGUGCUGGGAUGAGAAGCAGAUCAGUCAAUUGAAAGAAAUUAAGGAGAAACUGAGAAUUGAACUCAGGGAGUUAAUGAAAGUGAAUCGGAAGGAAGCUGAAUUGAGGCAGUUGCAGGCUCAAGCCAAAGGGACAGAGACGAGAAUGAGAUAUUCCUUUAAUGAUUUGGAGCAAACUAGAAAAAAGCAUUUGACAAAUAGCCAUAUGGAAAGAUCAAAACUAGAAAGUGGACUGGCAAAUCUGCAGUCCGAAAUGACCGUGGUGAGAUUGAAUAUCGAGGAUAGGGAGGUGAAAAUGCAACACAUUGAGAAACAAAUGCAUGAAAUUGAAGAUAGAGUGUUUGAAGACUUUUGUACCAAGAUUGGUGUGGCAAAUAUUCGGGAGUAUGAGGAUGAGCAUGUGAAGCAGUUAGAAGAAAUAGAUAAGAAAAGAUCAGAGUUUGAGAACCAGAAAACAAGACUCUCAAUCCAACUCGAAUAUUCAUAUAGCCAAAUUGAAGAAGAUGUCAAAAAAAUCCAGAAGUGGAAGGAAACAGUUGAGAAAGAUGAAGAAGAAAUAAUGAAGUUAAAGAAGGAGGAGAUGCAGUUGAUGAAAGCCGUAGAUGAAGCCUUGGUGAUACAGCAGGACCUGAAUAACAGACUGUUAAUUAAAAAGAUGCAAGUCAAGGAUGCACAAAAGGAGCUUGAUGAAGUUAGGAAGAAACUAUCUAAUAUUAGCAGGGAGGUAGCAAAACUUCAGAAAGAAUGUGUAUCCGUGGAAACUUCAAUAGAACAAAGAAGAUUGGAGAGGCACAAUCUUCUACUUGCUUGCAAAGUCCAAGAUGUACAAAUUGAACUUCUCCAAGGGCAACUGGAAGAAAUUAGUGAGGUUUUAAUGGAUGUUGAAAGUACCCAAGCUGCGACAGGUGUCUUUGAACUGGAAGCUGCUUUUGAAAUAAACUACAGCAGUUUACCAACAGAUCUCAAAAGUCUCACAUCUCAUAAGGACAUUGAGAUAGAGGAGAACAGAUUAAAUAAGCUAUUGGAAGAAAAGGAAGCAACUUUACAAAGAACUGCUGCACCAAAUUUGAGAGCUGUUGAAAAACUACAAAACACGUGGGAUAAAUUUCAAGAGUCGGUGUCUGCAUUUGAAAUAAGCAGAAAGAAAGCUAGAAUAUGCAGACAGGAUUUUGAAUAUGUCAAAAGGAGAAGAUAUGAUUUGUUUAAUCAGUGUUUUGAGCAUGUCUCAGUGAAAAUUGAUCAGAUCUACAAGAUGAUGUGUCAAAAUACCAGUGCUCAGGCAUUCCUCAGUCCAGAAAACUCAGAAGAACCUUACUUGAAUGGUAUUGGUUACAACUGUGUGGCUCCAGGGAAACGGUUCAUGCCUAUGGAUAACUUGUCAGGAGGAGAAAAGUCAGUGGCAGCAUUAGCAUUGCUUUUUGCUAUUCACAGCUACCGACCUGCCCCUUUCUUUGUGUUGGAUGAAGUCGAUGCUGCUUUGGAUAACACAAAUAUUGGAAAAGUUACAAAUUACAUCAGAGAUCAAUCCAGGAAGAACUUCCAAGUGAUUGUCAUCUCAUUGAAAGAGGAAUUCUAUUCAAAAGCCGAUGCACUAAUUGGAGUAUAUCCACAGCAAGGAGAAUGCAUGUCCAGUCAACUGUUAACCUUCGACCUUACAAAUUACCCAGAAAAUACCAGAAAAGAAGAGAUACUUCAGCCAAGGCAGGAAGAGUAA